Molecule: messenger RNA, 2098 nt
Organism: Rosa chinensis
Lineage: Eukaryota; Viridiplantae; Streptophyta; Magnoliopsida; Rosales; Rosaceae
Product: probable cyclic nucleotide-gated ion channel 20, chloroplastic
Exons: 12
Coding region: 1-1905 (634 amino acids)
Biological process (GO): monoatomic ion transport; transmembrane transport
Cellular component (GO): membrane
Molecular function (GO): monoatomic ion channel activity
Source: RefSeq, a predicted model, not a curated record
AUGUCUCUCCAUAAUAUUCUGUAUGGUGAUGCUAAAGGAUGGUUUAAAAGAACCUGUUCUUUUCUGUAUCCAUAUGUUCUCGGAGUUGUGAACCCUGAUGCUAAAGCUGUACGAGGAUGGAACAAGUUCUUUGUCAUAUCUUGCAUGGUGGCAGUUUUUGUAGACCCGCUAUUUUUCUUCUUGUUAUCUGCACGAGAGGAUUAUAAGUGCAUAACUAUUAACUGGGCCAUGACCAUAAUAUUAGUGUUUUUCCGGACACUGACGGACUUCAUUUACCUAUUGCACAUGCUUCUUCAGUAUAGGUUGGCUUAUGUGGCUCCUGGGUCUAGAGUGGUUGGUACGGGAGAGAUAGUAGACCAACCAUAUAAAAUUGCUCUCAAUUAUCUCCAUGGAAACUUUUUAGUAGACUUAAUUAUUGUUUUGCCGCUUCCUCAGAUCAUAAUGUUGUCGGUUGUUCCUUUGGGAUCAUUUCGAGCAAAUCAAACAAAGAAUCUUCUCCGCCUGGCAGUAUUUUUUCAAUACUUUCCCAGGUUGUAUAGGGUUCUGCCCCUGCUUGCUGGUCAAUCUCCAAAUGGAUUCUUCGUAUUCGAGUCAGCUUGGACAAAUUUUUUUAUAAACACUCUCACUUUCUUGUUGGUUGGCCAUGUUAUUGGGUCAUGCUGGUACCUUCUUGGCUUACAGAGGGUUAACCAAUGUCUUCGAGAUGCCUGCCAUAACUCUAAUCUGCAGUCAUGCGGGAAUUUAAUAGAUUGUUGCAAUGCUCAAUCUAUUCCAGAGUCAACUAGAUGGAGAGAAAAUGAGAAGGCUGCUGGUUGUUUUAAUCCGGAAGGAGAUUUCUCCUAUGGAAUAUAUACUCCAGUUGUCAAUCUCACUACAAGAGAUAGCAUGACUAAAUAUUUAUACUCAUUGUUUUGGGGAUUCCAGCAAAUCAGCACUUUGGCAGGAAAUCAAACUCCAAGCUAUUUUAAUGGGGAAAUUGUUUUUACCAUGGUAAUUAUUGGACUGGGACUCUUCUUCUUUGCUCUUCUAAUUGGAAAUAUGCAGAAUUUUCUUCAGUCUCUUGGACGGAGGAGGUUUGAUAUGUUAUUGCGGAGUCGUGAUGUUGAGCAGUGGAUGAGUUAUAGGAACUUACCAGAAGAGCUUAGAAGGCAAGUAAGAAAUGCUGAACGGUAUAAUUGGUCAGCCACACAAGGUGUAAAUGAAGAACUGAUUCUGGAAAAUUUGCCCGAACACCUUCAAAGAAAUAUAAGACGCCAUCUCUUCGAAUUUGUGAAGAAAGUUCGGAUUUUUGCUCUGAUGGACGAUCCUAUCUUAGAUGCAAUAUGUGAGAAACUAAAACAAAAAACAUACAUUGAAGGAAAUGAAAUUUUGUAUCCUGGAGGUAUGGUUGAGAAUAUGGUUUUUAUUGUGCGUGGAAAGAUGGAGAGCAUUGGGGCGGAUGGGACUGUUGAUGACACAUUAAAGGAAGGUGAUGUUUGUGGUGAGGAACUUCUCAGAUGGUGUCUUGAGGCUUCUGUAAACACUGAUGGGAAAAAUGUCAGGAUCACUGGUCGGAGAUUGCUCAGCAACAGAUUGGUAAGGUGCUUAACUAACGUGGAAGCAUUUCAACUCCGAGCUGCAGACCUCGAACAGUUCACUGGACGUUUUGCAAGAUACUUGCGGAAUCCACGUGUACAAGGAGCCAUAAGGUAUGAAUCUCCGUACUGGAGAGGGCUUGCAGCAAAGCGAAUUCAAGUAGCUUGGAGGUACAGGCAAAAGCGUCUAAAUCGCACAAGCCCACAGAGUUGCCCCCGAAACCCUUACUCCGAUCAAAGUCCAGCGGACUUCUUGAGAUCAACUUAUCGCCCACAUAGUUGGGGACUUGGAAAUGAUGCUCGGGAGCGGGAACACUGGGGCCUUUUCUGAACCAAAUUCCAGUUGAAUUAAAGCACCCUUUCAGUGUAACUUACAAGGCAAAUCAACAGAUGAAUUCCAUGUAAUUAGACAGGGACAAACUAAUGUUAAUAAAAAAACAAAGUUAGAAUUCCUGAAGUUAGUAAUCUGCUUUGUAAUGUUAUUUUCGAGUUCAAAAAAUAAUGCAACCAUCGAUAUAACUCCA